AGUGUUUGGAGGUAAAAAAAUGUAAAUUUUGGUUCAGAUUGAAGAUGGCUGUGUGCCUCUGGGAACACAUUUAUUAGGCCGAUCUAUCUAUUUAAGAACAAAAUGAUAUUGAAACACGCCAAUUAAUUGUUUCUAAUGAAAGGAGAGUUCAUCCGCAGCAGUCAUCAGUGACGCUGUAUACAGAGCAGUUGUAUAAUCCACUGACAGGCCAACACUUUCAAAAGACGAGAGACUCGCGCUUUUAUCAGUUUUCUUUCAUUAUUGUUAUAAGAUGGCAGCCAUCAGGGAUAGACGUGCCAAUGCUGGCAACAAGAUGGGACGUAUGUUAGAAGCUGAGGAAGAAGAUGAUUUCUAUAAGACAACUUAUGGUGGCUUUGAUGAGGAAGAGGGUGAUCAAGUGUAUAAUUCGGAAGAUUCUGAAUCCGAUCAGAUCGACUCCGACUUUAGCAUUGAUGAAAAUGACGAGGUCCGCAGCGAUGUUGAUGAUGAUGAUGCCCCCAAAAAACGCAAAGGAGUAUCAACUAAAGCCUACAAGGAACCUGUCAAAAAACCUAAAACCGAAGAGAAGAAACCAAAAGAGAAGAAAGAGAAAAAGAAAAAGACUGCAUCAUCUGUUCAGAUCUAUCACACACCUCUAGAGAAGAAAUCUUUACGGAAAUCAACAGCAAUCAAAUCCAAUGCUCGAGAGGAACGUGAAAAGGUACGAGAGAUGAAACAGAAAAUGUUGAAGGAUAUAGCAACACAGAAGAAGGUGGCAGAGGUGAGGAGGCUGACACAAGAGGAACUACUGGCCGAGGCAGAGAUUACAGAGGAGCUCAACUUAAAGUCUUUAGAGAAUUACCAGCGUAUGGAGAUGGAGAAGAAGAAGAGUCGUGUUUCUAAGCAGAUACACCGUGGCCCUCUGAUUCGUUACCAGUCCUUCACAAUGCCCCUGAUAGAGGAAUUACCAUGUGAUGUGGAGAUUAGUGUAGAUGUUGACAGUAUUGAACCCCAGAAAAAGGUAGAAGAGUAUGACCUUGUGAAUGGUGAAAAGUGCUCGAGGACAUUUGUAACAUUUACAGAUGAAAGGAUAUUCAAGGACUACUUUCCACAGAAGAAACACAAACCACCUGUAAAGCAGUACUGCCCAGUGACUAAAAAGUCAGCUAAAUACUUUGAUCCCAUCACACAGACACCAUACUCCUCUCUGAAGGCCUUCCAGUGUAUCAGAGAGGCUUACGCCCAGCAGCAGGAGGAAGCAGGGCAUAAGAAGAAGUGACAUUAUGUACCUGGAUAUAUCUCAUGCUUGUGUUGAGAGAAUGUUGAUGAGAAAUGAAAGUGUAAUUUUGCAGGUAUAUAGGCUUUGAAGCUGUUUAUGAAAGUCAUAACUAUAUUUUCAAUGAAGCAAGAAUUAUUUAACUUGCAUUUGCUAAAUAUGUCAGAUUUAAAGAAAUUUUAGACAAAAUCUUUGAUUGAUUCAUCUGAAAAUAAAUUUUGCAUUCAUCAGUGAUAGCCAUGCACUGUUUUUUAUCAGAAGUUAUUACAAGCAAACGUAAAAUGUUGAUACAGUAAAAAGCUGAUUAAGUGUAUUGUUGAUAUGCUAUGAAAUAUGCUUAAAAUCCCCUUUAUCAUGUCAGCAUAUAUGUAUUGUAAAUAGUGCAGACAACAUGCCUGUCAUUCCUGUUUCUAUCAUUUCCAUUUUGAUGUGAUGAUAUCCGCAAGUUCAUUAAACAUUUUUUAGGGGACAAAGGAUUCUACUCAAACAAUGUUACCUAAUAAUGUUCUUGCUCUACUAAGAGUAUAUUGUUAUUAGUUAUCAUAAAUAUUCAUACACCUGUUCAUAUCCAUUACCUUUAGUACAAGCUUGUGUACUAAGCACUUGGGGUGAAAAAAUGAGGUCACUGUUACUAUAAAUAGAACUUUGACGUCUUUGCUCUAACAAUUUCAUUUUUCAGCCAAUUAUUGUUCAGUUUUAAAUACUUGUAUAAUGUUUGAUGAUAAAACUAGAAAGACAUUAUUAUUUAUCAUGUUAAGGCAUUAUAAAUGAUAAAGAUUAGUACCAAAUGUUGUACAUGAUUUGUAGAAGUGUGAGUGGGUACAAGGACAUUUGAGUAUCUGUGAGAGGUAGAAUCUGUCACUUUAUAUCUACAUGUAUGAGUGACUGUGAUUUUGAUACACAGUUAUAUCAUGGUUACUAAAAAUAAACUACUGAUUAUACAAUA
Messenger RNA from Pecten maximus, 2201 nucleotides. Its product is annotated as vacuolar protein sorting-associated protein 72 homolog. Gene Ontology annotation, cellular component: nucleus. Gene Ontology annotation, biological process: chromatin remodeling; regulation of DNA-templated transcription. NCBI's taxonomy places the organism in Eukaryota, Metazoa, Mollusca, Bivalvia, Pectinida, Pectinidae. Gene Ontology annotation, molecular function: ATP-dependent H2AZ histone chaperone activity. The record is from RefSeq and is a predicted model, not a curated record. The coding region runs from base 272 to 1258 and encodes 328 amino acids. The transcript is spliced from 7 exons.